This is a messenger RNA of Alosa alosa (allis shad), 4632 nucleotides long. It is a transcript of the gene cyp26b1, whose product is annotated as cytochrome P450 26B1. NCBI's taxonomy places the organism in Eukaryota, Metazoa, Chordata, Actinopteri, Clupeiformes, Clupeidae. The transcript is spliced from 6 exons. Gene Ontology annotation, biological process: sterol metabolic process. Gene Ontology annotation, molecular function: heme binding; iron ion binding; monooxygenase activity. The coding region runs from base 717 to 2252 and encodes 511 amino acids. The record is from RefSeq and is a predicted model, not a curated record.
GCUCAGCGACUCGAACUCACAUGAAACUGUAGGCUAUGUGAAAGAGAGAGGGAGAGUGAGAGAGAGCACGGACUAGAAAAGAGGUAGAGAGACGAAUUACAGCCAUCUGAAGAUUUUUGCGCCCUAGUCUGCAGCAUCCGAGCUGCACAGGAGUUUUAUUUCAAAUACCCACCAUUCGCCUGCCUUGUGACCAGAAAUUGAUUUUACUGAAUUAAGGUUGUUAGAGUUUAAGAAGGUUUUCUUUUGGGUGAGAGGUAUUUGGACUUUUUCCCUUUUUGAGACUAAACUAUUUUCCCUCUAAGAAUGUUGCUACAACUCUGAGCAGAUUUCCCACGUGGUUGCUUUGGUUUGACAUUAAUGUGUCAGACUUUUUCAAAAUUACGAACGGAUUAUUGAAAUUGACAAACAUGGUAUUUGAAAUGCUUUAUCAAUAUUCACCCCAGACGAUUUUUUCCCUGCACUCAAUUCACUAAACAUUUCAGUUACCUUUAUUAGUGGAUUCUGCGCUAAACUUGCUUAGGAUCACUGGCAGCGCAAAAAAAGUUUAUUGUAGACUACCUUUAAGUACAUCAAACCUUUCUUGUGGUUGCAUCCGCGUUCAAAUUCAAAACUGAGCCCAAUAUUGCUGAAUUCAUACAACUUACCAGACAGUCACUGAGGUUAGUCCGUUCCCUAAGAAGAUAACUUUGAUCAGUAUCCCUCCGUGUUUCGGCAUCAUGCUCUUCGAAAGUUUUGACCUACUCUCGGCGCUGGCGACCCUGGCUGCGUGUUUGGUGUCCAUGGCGCUUCUACUGGCGGUGUCCCAGCAGCUGUGGCAGCUACGAUGGACCGCCACCCGAGACAAGAACUGCAAGCUGCCCAUGCCCAAGGGUUCCAUGGGAUUUCCCAUCAUCGGAGAGACCUGCCACUGGCUUUUCCAGGGUGCUGGGUUCCAUGCCUCCAGGCGGCAGAAGUACGGUAACGUGUUCAAGACCCAUCUGCUGGGCCGGCCGCUGAUCCGUGUGACGGGGGCGGACAACGUGCGCAAGGUGCUGAUGGGGGAGCACAGUCUGGUCAGUGUGGACUGGCCCCAGAGCACCAGUACCCUGCUGGGGCCCAACAGCCUGGCCAACUCCAUCGGGGACAUCCACCGCAAGAGAAGAAAGGUGUUUGCCAAGGUAUUCAGCCACGAAGCCCUGGAAAGUUACCUGCCCAAGAUCCAGCAGGUCAUCCAAGAGACCUUGCGGGUGUGGAGCUCCAACCCCGAACCCAUCAACGUGUACCGCGAGUCCCAGCGGCUCUCCUUCCACAUGGCCGUGCGGGUGCUUCUGGGCUUCCGCAUCUCAGACGAGGAGAUGUGCCACUUCUUCAACACGUUCCAGGAGUUUGUGGACAACCUGUUCAGCCUGCCCAUUGACCUGCCUUUCAGCGGAUACCGGAAGGGUAUCCGUGCCCGCGACAAGCUGCAGAAGAUGAUCGAGAAGGCUAUCCGGGAGAAACCUCUGUGCACGCAAGGGAAAGACUACGCCGACGCUCUGGACGUCCUGAUGGAGAGCGCCAAGGAGAAUGGAGCUGAGCUCACCAUGCAGGAGCUAAAGGAGUCCACGGUGGAGCUGAUCUUCGCCUCGUUCGCCACCACGGCCAGCGCCAGCACGUCGCUCAUCAUGCAGCUGCUGCGGCACCCGGCCGUGCUGGAGAAGCUGCGCGAGGAGCUGCGCGUCCGCGGCAUCCUGCACAACGGCUGCCUAUGCGAGGGCGAGCUGCGACUGGACACCAUCUGCAGCCUCAAGUACCUCGACUGCGUCAUCAAGGAGGUGCUGCGCCUCUUCACGCCAGUCUCCGGCGGCUACCGCGUGGCCAUGCAGACCUUCGAGCUGGACGGUGUCCAGAUCCCUAAAGGCUGGAGCGUGAUGUACAGCAUCCGUGACACCCACGACACCUCGGCCGUCUUCAAGGAGGUCAACGCCUUCGACCCUGACCGCUUCAGCGAGGAACGCGGCGAGGACAAGGAGGGCCGCUUCCACUACCUGCCCUUCGGUGGUGGCGUACGCUCCUGCCUGGGCAAGCAGCUGGCCACCCUUUUCCUGCGCAUCCUGGCCAUCGAGCUGGCCAGCACCAGCCGCUUCGAGCUGGCCACGCGGACGUUCCCCCGCAUGGUCUCCGUGCCCGUCGUGCACCCCACCGACGGACUCAAGGUCAAGUUCUUCGGCCUGGACUCCAACCAGAACGAGAUCAUGGCCAAGUCGGACGAGCUUCUGGGCGCCACUGUCUGAGGGGAGGAAGAGACAGGAAGUCGAGUGGGUGGGGAUUAAAAAGGUGGAGGCUCUAUAAAAUACAUGUACUGAAGAGGAUGUGGGGGCAGAGCAAAAGAUUUCCACUCUUGCCGUGGAGCUUGUUAUUUUGCAGUUUUCUUACUCCUCCGAACUGACAGACCUUGUGAAAAGAGUGAAACAUUCUCUUUUAGCUUUGUCAGUGUCCUUUUCAGACUUCAGCCUGCCAAAAAUGUAUAGUCCUUGUUGUUUUUCAUACAAACACUUAACGACUUAAAAUCUCAAAAAGGACAAAUAUGUUUAACAGAGGAAAAGAAAUGUAACGUUAACUUUGGAGAGAAACUCAUGUUCAAAUAAGUUAUGCACAAAUAAGUGUCUGUCUGUGUGAUGAGGGAUUUGGAGAUGAAAUGACAGUGAAUGGAAGAAUUGGAUGAGCUUAAUCCAGGAAAGUUGAUAAAACAGGGUAAAGAGUGGCUCACUUUUAAUGGUAGGACAUGAUUAGCCAAUGUUAAAGCUAUAGCUAUGCUGCGGGAAAGUGCCAGGUUUUUGAUGUCUCUGGAGGUGAAGGUGCGGCCUCACAUGUAAGACUGUGGAGAGCUUGCCUCAGCAGUAAAAGAGGGGAGACUCAAAUUCACUUACUAAAAUGUAGACGUAGUUUAGAGGGUUAUGAAUCAGAGAGAGGGCUAGACGUGCAUGCUCGGGAUUUUACUUUUCAGGGUUUGUCUUUAGUUGCAUAUUGGAUGUGUCAAACUCUAUGUGUGUGUGUGUGUGUGUGAUCUCAUAUGUCUAUGUGUGCGUGUGUGUGUGCGUGUGUGUGUGUGUGUGUGUGUGAUCUCAUAUGUCUAUGUGUGUGUGAGAGAGAGUGUGUGUAUACAGUAUGUGGUACCCUUUUUUUUCGGGGGAGGGGAUGCUGUUCUAGCAGAGGCGUUAGGGAAUGUAAGGGCUGCAUUGUAAGCUAGUAGUAUGAAUGAAUGAAGUGUAUGCAAACUCAGGUGUGUUUGGAGUCCAGAAUGCCUUUUAGACUAUUACUUGUCUCACUUUGUAUCUGUCCUGCACAUAAGACUAGUUAUAUUCUUUAGCUUCUACUUUGGGAGAAAACCCCUCAACCUGUGCUUUAUUGCAGUGACGUGAUUGAGGGUGUCUCUGUAAGACAAAACAAUUCUUUAUGAGCCUCAAAACAUGUAUCACCCAGCGAGAUGAAUAUCCCUGGUGUAAUUCCAAAUGGCCUAAAUCAGAGAUUCAUGAAUGCAAAGGGAGAGGGGUGAUAACUAGCUACGGAACUGAAGAACUAAAGGACCCUUGUUCUUGCUGCUUGAGAGUCAUAUAUUUUUCUUUCGGAGCAGAGUGCCAAUGACCUCUCACAAGAACGUGACAUUUAAGUUUUUUGCUGCUCCACUCUUCAACACUAAAAUGCAAAGUCAAAGUUGACAUCGCUUACCAGAUGGAGUUUAGAACACACCUCAAAGGUUCUCAAAAAUUCACCUAAACUAAAGAGAUCUUUUGAAGGAAGGUUUCAUCAUGGGACUGCUGGUGGCAUCCUAAGCUUGAUAUCUGAUUGAUACCCAGCAGAAGCUGAUGAGUAAACUGAGGCGGGGGUGGGUAUAAGGACCCUUGUUGAUUUCUGGGAUGAAGACCCUGUAUGGAGGACUCUUCUCUGUGUCCUCCACAGAUCACGCGAAGAACAUUUAAUCUGUGACCAACCAUGCCACUGAUUUUUAUUUUGUAAUGAAUGGAAUUUAAAAAAAAAAAAAAAGUUAUUAAGUCUGCUGCUUCUUGUGUACAAUUUUUUCUAACUGAGAGAUCUAGAAUGUGAGGGUGAUUUGUGAGUAAUGGGCAAAUAUCCACAUUUGUGUGAGGAAGGAGGGACAGGAAAAUUACUCAGUUAGAAAGCCAUGGGUAACGCCUAUCUGAAAUGUCUAAUAUCCUAACAUUAUUCACAUUAAUUUUAUUAUUGUAAUAAAUAUUAUUUUAAGUGCUAUUUUUGUUAUAUUCCAGAAUAGAGUUUUAGUAUAAAUAAAAUUGGUUGGUAAAUAUUGUUAUAUUUAGUAUGAUAUGAAUUUCAGCUAUAUUGUAAACAGUGUUUAAAUGUUAAUAUUGUUUUAUGUUAUUGUAAUAAUUAUUAUUUUAUUAUUAUUAUUAUCAUUGCAUUCAGUUAAUAUUAAUAAAAACAGAAGCACUUGCGAGGUAUGUUUAUAUUGAGUGCCAUGCAAAUACAUGUUCUAUACUUUAUUGAAUGCUGUUUUUGCCUGUACAUAAUAUUGUAUUUCGUCUGUGUUUCACUUAGUUUAUGAAUGUUUUUUUCAUCCUCUUUUUUUUACCGUGAUUCUUAAAUGUACUUGCCAAUUUUAUAAACUCCUAUAAUAAACUGUUAUGUGAAAAAGCA